AUGGCAUUAAAACGUAUCAAUAAAGAAUUACUUGAACUUGAAAAAGACCCACCAGCUAAUUGUAGCGCUGGUCCUGUUAAUGACGAUAUGUUUCAUUGGCAGGCAACUAUAAUGGGACCGGGUGAUAGUCCAUUCCAAGGUGGUGUAUUUUUUCUUUCGAUCCAUUUCCCGGCCGAUUAUCCAUUUAAACCACCAAAAAUCACAUUUACAACAAAAAUUUUUCAUCCAAAUAUUAAUUCAAAUGGAGCUAUAUGUCUUGAUAUUCUUCGUUCACAAUGGUCACCGGCAUUAACUAUUUCUAAAGUGUUAUUAUCAAUUUGUUCACUACUUUGCGAUCCAAAUCCUGAUGACCCAUUGGUACCUGAUAUUGCUCGUACAUAUAAAACGGAUAAGGAGAAAUAUAAUGCUACGGCGCGACAGUGGACUCAAAAAUAUGCCAUGUAA
Messenger RNA from Rotaria sordida, 444 nucleotides. NCBI's taxonomy places the organism in Eukaryota, Metazoa, Rotifera, Eurotatoria, Philodinida, Philodinidae. The record is from the annotation of a GenBank genome assembly.